Molecule: messenger RNA, 525 nt
Organism: Corylus avellana
Lineage: Eukaryota; Viridiplantae; Streptophyta; Magnoliopsida; Fagales; Betulaceae
Source: RefSeq, a predicted model, not a curated record
AUGGAUAAGCUGAUUGCGGACUUCUUAAGUAGUGUUCCUACUAAAGAAAAUGGAAAUCUUGUCCCGAUUCAGCUUUUGCCCCGAAGCCCGUUCAUAGCUUUCCAACAAAUGAGAUUUAAUAUUGUUGCAGGACAGACUAUUGGAGAACAUAAACGAGCACGCGUCGAAAUUUUUAAUGAUUUAGGUCAUGGCUUAGAUCUUACUGUUCAUUGUAAAUCAGCAGACGAGGAUCUUGGUAUCCAUGUGAUCCGGUAUCCAAAUGGCUUCUUUACAUUCGACUUCAAACCAAACAUUUGGGGGACUACAUUAUUCUUUUGUAGUUUUCGGUGGAAGGGUAGUGAAUUGAAGUGGUUUGACAUCUACGACUUCGAUAGAGACCAUCCUCUUUGCAGUGACUGCUUUUGGAAGAUUAGAUAUAAUGGUGCAUGUCAGUUAAAAUACGACACCAAAGAGUAUGAUUUAUGCUUUCCUUGGCAUUCCAAGUUGCAACAAUAUGCUGUAGAGUCACCAGCAACUCUCCCAUGA